Puntigrus tetrazona (Sumatra barb) is the source of this 1198-nucleotide messenger RNA. It is a transcript of the gene mblac1, whose product is annotated as metallo-beta-lactamase domain containing 1. Bases 5 to 682 code for a protein of 225 amino acids. Lineage: Eukaryota; Metazoa; Chordata; Actinopteri; Cypriniformes; Cyprinidae. The transcript has 2 exons. The record is from RefSeq and is a predicted model, not a curated record.
UCAAAUGAUCCCAGUCACACAGGCUGAAAUGGACACGCAUCGCUCAGUAAGAAAAAGUGAAUCUGGCAUUAAUUCCGACAUUUCAGGCGAGCCAUACUGCGUCUCGGUGUUAAAAGAGGGCUACUGCAUAGCUGAACCAGACGGAGCGUUUAGAGCUGAUGGUACUAUUUCUUUAAUUACCGGACCACAAACUAUUCUAGUGGACACCGGGGGACCUUGGGACCGAGAUUUUCUGCUCGCAAAACUUAAGGAGAAAGGUCUGACACCAGAUAAUGUUGCUACUGUAGUCGGAACCCAUGGUCACUCGGACCACGUGGGAAACUUGGGCUUGUUUCCAAACGCCAAAAUAAUCGUGGGAUGCGACAUAAACGUGGGGGAUCGAUAUCUGCCAAACCAGCUGGCUGAGGGACAGCCGUACCCUAUUGACGAUUAUGUGUCCGUCAUUCCCACGCCUGGCCACAUGGGUAGAGAUGUCAGUGUCCUGGUAAAGGGGACAUCGGAGGGGACGGUCCUUGUUGCUGGGGACUUGUUUGAACGUUGCCAUGAUGAAGAUUCAUGGAAGGAAUUGAGCGAGAAUCCUCGAAUACAGGAGAGCAACCGACAGAUGGCGCUGCAGAUCGCCGAUGUGAUCAUUCCCGGGCACGGGCCAUUAUUCAGAGUGCAUAGAAAAUCAUGUCAUUGACGUAAUCCUGAAGUUAUAGAGCAAUAAUAAAACAUUGACAACAAGGAACGCAAUAGUUUAUAACACCAGUGUGACGCAGGCAGUUUAAAAUAGCACCUCAGUGCUGUCUCAAGCCACAGUACACCUGCUGUUAGUGUAAAACGAGAUUGCUCUAUUUAUCAAUGUUUAACAUGGCUUUAUACUUCAAUAUUAGAUUGUCAGUUUCCCAGUAUUGACUGCCCAAGGCAAUUACACACUUUCUUGAGUUAUUUUUAGACUUAAUCUUGUUUUUAGAUGACGUGACAACAGGCUGUGGAAGAUAAGAAUGAUGUCAGUGGGAAAUGAGGUUAAGAAUGAAAUUAUAUAAAAGUUAUAUAUGGACUUUUUAAGUGUGCAGUCUUAAUUUUUUUGUGUAGGCUUAAUACGAAAUGUGAAAUCAUUGAUUCUCACUAAAGCUGUUUGCUGUAGCCUGUCAACAAUAUAUGCUUUGUAAUUAUUUUGUGUCAAUAUAAAUAUGAAUUGCAGCAUUUUACUAUG